Lolium perenne is the source of this 3362-nucleotide messenger RNA. RefSeq names its product pentatricopeptide repeat-containing protein At5g43790-like. The record is from RefSeq and is a predicted model, not a curated record. Lineage: Eukaryota; Viridiplantae; Streptophyta; Magnoliopsida; Poales; Poaceae. Gene Ontology annotation, biological process: RNA modification. Gene Ontology annotation, molecular function: RNA binding; protein binding.
AUUACAAAUGCAUACCGAGUGCGGGGCGAGGGCGUCGCGGCUGUGCGGGGCGUGGGGGAGGCGUGUCGCCGGCGGCCGGGUGUGGGCGGGUGCUCCGAGUGCGGGGACGGCGGCGGCGGCGGCGGGGAAGCGCGGCUCGUGAGCGGGCUGCCGAGCGCGGCGUGAGGCGUGUCGCCGGCGGAUCCAGUGGCCGGGCGGGCGGCGGGCGGCGGGUAAGUGGAGGGGAGGCUGGGCGCCGACGGCCGAAUCGGGCCGGGGCGGCGGCGGCGUAUGUCGCGAGGAGGAGGGCGAGAGGAGGACCUGAAAUUUCAGCCCGCGUGUGGAGUAGGGGUCGGGCCGAUUUUUGCCGUUUGCAUGGCCCCGCCGCCGCCGCCGGCCUCUCUCCCACUUCCGGCAUGGGCGGCGGCCAACGCCCUCUUCCGGCGCCAUCCCCGCCUUCUCCCGCUCCUCCUCCCCUCCGCCUCUCUCCGCGCCCUCCUCCCCGUUCUCUCCCACUGCCUCGUCUCCGGCCUCGCCGGCAACCCCUUCGUCGCCUCCCGCCUCCUCAUCGCCUCCUCGCGCCUCUCCCUCCCCUUCUCCCUCCUCCUCCUCUCCCACCUCCCCGCCUCCUCCCUCUCCCCGUUCUCCUUCAACUCCCUCAUCCGCGCCUCGCCUCCAGGCCCUGCCCUCCGCCUGUUCGACCAAAUGCGCCGCCGAGGCGUCCCCGCGGACACCUACACCCUCCCCUUCUUGAUCCACGCCUGUUCCGGCGGUGACCGUCCGCUCAGCCAGUCCCUGCACGGGCAAGCCAUCCGCUUCGGAUACAGCACCCAUCUCUUCACGCAGACGGCGCUGACGAACAUGUACUUCGCAUGUGGCCUGUCAACUCACGCUCGCAGAGUGUUUGACGAAAUGAACGCUCCUGAUGUUGUUGCGUGGACUGGCAUGGUGUCCGGUUACGUGGACUCCGGGAUGCACCCUCAAGCCGUUCAGGUCUUUCACGAGAUGCGUGGUGGUGGUGAGGAAGCUGUACGGCCGAACACGGCCACACUAGUGUCGGUUGCUUCCGCGUGCGCCGGUCUGGGCUCCCUGGAGCAUGCCAAGUGGCUGCAUGGGUACGUAGAGAAGGCGGGGUUGCAAAACAGGGUCAUUGUGACGAAUGCCCUGAUGGAUAUGUAUGGCAAGUGUGGCGGCUUAGACUCAGCUCGUGCUCUGUUCAACCUGAUGCAUGAGAAGGACCUGCAUUCAUGGACAACCAUCAUUUCAGGGCUGGCUUCCCAUGGGCAUGGCAGAGAAGCGGUUGCUUUGUUCUUCAGCAUGCGGGGGGCGGGAGUGCUGCCGGAUUCGACCACGUUCGUCGUGGUCCUCUCUGCGUGUAGCCAUGCUGGGCUGGUGGAUGAGGGGGUACGCAUCUUCAGUUCCAUGGAGAGUGACUACAAGGUCACCCCAGAUAUCAAGCACUACGGUUGCAUGGUGGAUCUCUUCAGCAGGGCGGGGCUUCUUUCACGCGCUUAUCUGCUUAUCGACACCAUGCCUUUUCAGCCAAACUUGGCGAUUCUCGGAGCAUUGCUGAGUGCAUGCUGUGUCAAUGAUGAAUUGGAGAUUGGGGAACUGGUUCUCAGGAAGAUCGAGUCUGUUUGCUCCUAUAAAGGAGGUGCGGGCGUGCUCCUGUCCAACAUAUAUGCCAACCAGAACCUGUGGCAUGAAGUUGAUUCCAUUAGAAGGAAGAUAAGAAAUGGCGAUAUUCCCAGAAAGCCACCUGGUCAGAGCUUGGUUGCAGCAGAAGUUCCUUUCAUGAGUUUGUGAUUUGGAAGUGAGCACGUCCACUCUCAGGAGAGCUCUUCUUAUUAUUUGACAGCUCUCAAAGUGAAACCCACUUCAGAGUUUUAAGCUGUAGCUCUUGAAGACACAUAUGCUGCCGUGAUUUACCAAAAUGAUGGACCUAUCCAGCCUCAUCAUCUUCAAGUCUAUUUGUCAUCAUUGUUGCCCUUGCUUGCCAAAAUGGCUAAUUUUCGAGCGGCCUGGUAAGAAAAUUUUAUCAGUUGCUUUUAUUACAAGGCACUGCUUUGCAUAUCAAGUAGAAGUGUGUCAUCCAUUUUGUUACCAUGGUGAAAUUGCUGUGGAUUUUACCGUCUUCGAGUCUCUUUCUCAUCAUUGUUGCCCUUGAUUGUAAAAUGGCUGGUUUUCGAGUGGUUUGGUAAGAAAACUUAUCAGUUGCUUUUAUUACAAUGCACUGCCUGCGUAUCAAGUAGAACUGUGUCAUCGAUGAAAUUGCUGUGGCAUUUACUAUCGAACAUAAUGAGUAGUGAAUAUAUGAUACUUAUGGAAUCGUAAGUACAUUGAUUGAACUUCUGUUUGCUCUAUUAGACAGGAGAUGAGGUCUCUCAGCAGCAUAUUUUCCAGAGUAGUUUUCGGUAGCGUGCAUGGAAAUACUUAACUAAGAUGCGAACUUCGUCUCUGCCAAUGAAACGGCACAGUGACUCCAUCAACUUCCCUUCUCAUUUCGGAAGGAAAACAAAUAUAUUUAUGUCCCAAUAAAUAAAAACUAUGCCACUGCUACACCCGGGCAUGAUGCUUUCUUGCAGCAUUUUCACCAAAACAGCCCAGACCUAAAUCAGUCAAAUGUAUUUCAUGUAAACCCUUUCUAAAUCGCAUGAUUGGUGAUUGAAAUGUGUGGCCAGGGCCAGACUUCAUGCAUGUUCUAUAACCUUGAGUUUCUUAGGUCCAAUACAAGGACACGAAGAGCUCCUCCUAAUAUGCUCUCUCCAGUGGUACUGCUGCAUACCGGUGGCAACUUUUUUUGUGUGUCAACUUGCUAGCAUAUGCCACGAUAUUUUAUAUAGCGAUAUAUGCUGAGUUAUCCUUUUCUUCUGCACUGUUGUAUAUCCAGAUCUCGUCUCAUAUGUUGAUUUUCAAUUAUUCAUAAUACCUAUAUGUGCGUGUGCAAAUUUGCAAUGGGAGUCGGGGUAGGGACGCGGAACAACGGGGGGAGGCUGCUCUGGUGUUGGUGGGCACAAGCUCUGUGUGUGUGUCUCUCUCUCUCUGGUUGAUUACUUUUUCACCAAGGGGUCUACAGGGACACCUUCUCGAGGAUUGUCAAGAGGAAAUCGAUGGAGGACUUCUCCGGCAUGCCAUACAACAUGACUGUUGCUCAGCUGCCUCUUACCAACAUGGUUGUAGCAGGGAGAGGCCUGGUUGAAGCGUAAUUCUUGUCGAUUGCUUGGGCCAAAUUUUCAUCUACGGGUUGCUUGAAAGCGAUGUGUUUUGUUACAUUAAAAGGACGAUGGUGAAGUUGUAUAUAUGAUGUUUUUUUUUCCGGUUUUGCCAACUGCAUGUGUGAAUGCAUUCUUUACAAGAUUUAGUACUGUUCUUUCUGUCGUGUA